CACACACACUCAGCAACAUACUCCACUCUUUCAGUUCUUAGCAGCCCGAGGGACGCACACACCCCGACACAGACACCAAAACCACAACUAAACCAGACCGAACCACCCGGAGAAGCUCUGAACUACACCACAGGUUGCUGUCCAGGAUGGCGGGGAUGAAGGAGCAGCAGUUCACAGAGGAGAAGCCCCUGCUGCCGGAGCAGAGAGGACUGGACUCAGACUUGCAGGAUAAAGGAGAGGAGGCGUCAGGGGGGCCGGCCAGCCCUGCCAGCCCUGCCAGCCCUGCCCCUCUUAACAACCCCCCUCCCCCCAGCCGCCCCACUCACCGCUGGCAUGUCAUCGCACGGCACUGGCUCCGCCAGACCCGCCGUCGGACCAGCGGGGUCCUCCCGGAGAGCUGUGAGCAGCUGAUGCCAGCAGGGGAUUGGAAGGAACACGAUAUUGAGACCCCUUAUGGGAUGCUGCAUGUGGUGAUCCGUGGGGCGCCAAAAGGAAACAAGCCCGCCAUCCUCACCUACCACGAUGUGGGACUGAAUCACAAGCUGUGCUUCAACACUUUCUUCAAUAAUGAGGACAUGCAGGAGAUCACCAAGCACUUUGUGGUUUGCCACGUCGAUGCCCCGGGACAGCAGAUUGGAGCAUCACAGUUGCCACAAGGGUAUCAGUACCCUACCAUGGACCAGUUGGCUGGGAUGCUGCCCACUGUGGUGCAGCACUUCGGAUUCAAGAGCAUCGUUGGGAUUGGAGUUGGAGCUGGAGCUUAUGUUCUGGCCAAGUUAGCUUUGAUCUUCCCUGACAUGGUGGAGGGCUUGGUUCUGCUCAACAUCGACCCCAAUGGCAAAGGCUGGAUUGACUGGGCUGCCACCAAGCUGUCAGGUCUGACCAGCGCCCUGCCAGAUACUGUGCUGCCACAUCUUUUCAGCCAGGAGGAACUGAUGAACAACACGGAGCUGGUGCAGAGCUACCGGCAACAGAUCAACAACACUGUCAACCAGUUCAACCUGCAACUUUUCUGGAACAUGUACAACAGUCGGAGGGACCUAGAGAUGAACCGCAGUGGGACAGUGCUCAAUGCCAAGACCCUGAAGUGUCCUGUGAUGCUGGUUGUGGGAGACAACGCCCCUGCUGAGGAGGGAGUGGUCGAGUGCAACUCCAAACUGGACCCAACCAAUACCACCUUCCUAAAGAUGGCUGACUCUGGUGGACUCCCCCAACUCACACAGCCUGGAAAGUUGACUGAAGCCUUCAAGUACUUCCUGCAGGGAAUGGGCUACAUCGCUUAUGUGAAGGAUCGGAGGUUGAGUGGAGGGCCAGUGCCCUCUGCCAGCAUGACCCGCCUGGCUCGCUCCAGGACGGCCUCCCUGACCAGCGCAAGCUCCAUGGAUGGGUCCCGCUCUCGGGCCUGCACCCACUCCGACAGCACCGAGGGAGUCGGCACGGUCACCCACACCAUGGAGGUGUCUUGCUAAAGAUCCAUGGAGAGAGGGAGAGAGGGGUUGGAGGGACAGAGAGAGAAACAGGAAGGGAGAGACAGGGGUAAUGGUGCGAGGAAAACUGGAAAACAAAAGUAAAGGUUUGAAGGUGAGAGAGGUAGUCAGACAUGAUAGAGGGUGGAACGAGACAACAAAAGAAAAGAAAGUUCAUGGAACUCUCUGUCUUCAUCUAUCUCCUCCAGAUCCCUUUUGUCUGCCAUCUUUUCCCCUCCUCCACUGUAAAAUACCAUAUGUAUUGCUACUAAAAACCCCCAGCCACACCUUCAUAUAUCCACCUCAACCCCACCCAUGUCACCCAGCACUUAAAGAUUUAGGCAACUGUUUUUGUUCUUGAAGUGUCAUACUUGUGUUUGCUAAGUGUCUCCUCAUUCUUUGCCUGUGCCCUUUUUAAACCACCUAAACCACUUCCCCCACCCCCCCACAAAAAAGAGAAAAUAACUGUCAACAAUCCACAUGGCAAUAUGUGAUCAAGAGCUGCCGUUAAUAAUCUGAUAUGAGAAGGUGGAGGUACAGGAUAUGGGAAGGAAAACUUUUAGGGGGUGCCAUAAUGAAAAAGUGUUAUGCAUCAGUAUUUUGCAAGCAGGUUAUUAUUUUGUUGUGUGAGUAUCUCUCUCUGUGUUGUUUGUAAGGUAAAAUUAUUUCUCUCCAUGAGUGACAGGCAAGCGCCUGAUGGGGUGUGUCCAGAAUUUGACAGACAGCAGAGCACGGCCAAUUGUAGCUGAGUGCACCUGUAGUGCUUAGAGAGGAUGUUAGCUUUUUUAGACUUAAGAGCAUAGCUAGAGUACAACACACUGAUUUAAAGCUGCACUUUGUAAGUUUUGUAUCAAACUACACUUAGGAUGCAAGAGAGUGAUAUCAUCAGCAUACAUGCAUUCAGGAGUGUACCCACUUCGUCACAAUACUAUUGUGGGAAUACUGCUAGGAGCUGGUGUAGUACAAAUGGAGAGGUGGGCCUGCUCUUUAUAGAUGGACCUAUAUUAACAUCAUAAAAAAUGACUUUGUAUUGGCACGUGAGCAUCAACAGAUUUUUCAUUUAAGUUUUUAAUAUCUGAGACACUACCAGUCAAAGUUUAUAAGGUCUUAUCACCUCCUGACAGGAAAUUAAACUGCAGACCACCUGCAGUAAAACCUAGCCACUACACCACCAGGGAGCUUAGCUUAUACAAAUGUGCAGCUUCACCAAUUUUUAUUGUUUUUAGCACAAUAAUGUUUACAUAAUAUGGCCAAAGUAUAAUCAAACCUGUGUUUGGAUAUCAGUCUGUGGAAUAUAGACAAUCUGUGAUUUGUGAGCCACUGGAGUCCAUUUAGUGUUUGGCAUCAAAUUAGCAUAAAAUGAUUAAUAUACUAUAAAUAUACAAUCUUAUGUCGCCUAUGUAGCAGCAAAGUUACUAUGAAGCACUUGAUUGGCAUGCAGAAAACUGGUGGAGGUGGAACUUUAAUUAAACUUGUAUUUUCAGACUUGAAUCACUCACCCAUAUUCACUUUCUGUGAAUUAUGCAUUUCAUUUAUGACUGUAUGUGGCAUGUAAAUUCAAAAUAUGCCUAAUAAUAGAAUAUAUAGUAUCUGUAUGACUUGCUAAAGGAGAGUGCAACAUAGAAAGGUACUCUAUUCACAGCAAUAGAGACUGUGCAGAUUCUCCAAGUUUAAUCACUUGUUAUGUUCGGCCACAGCCAUGUUUGGUCACUUCUUCAUCAAUCAAGAGAUGAAACCAAACCUUUGAAGCUCUAAUGGAGAAUCUCAGACAGGCUGAGCAGUUUACCGAAAUCACAUCACAUGAUUUUGGGGUCUUCAAAUUUCUUCCUAUUACUGCCAUUUGGAACCAUUAGAGCAACAUUGCUGAGUGCAGCUUUAAGCUGUGUGUCAUCUUACAUUUCCAAGAUAAUCCACUACAUGAAUAUAGGCUACAAGAAGUAUUUAUUAACAUGUAUAUGCAUGUGAAUGUGACAGUAAUAUUAGGGCAUUCUAGUAUCUGAGUAGUGUCUAGUAUUAGGGAAUUCUUCAUUGGCACCUUAAAUGUGGCUAGUUAAAUAGAGCCAUGAAUGCAACCGCAAUCAUCAGUCUGUAACUCCAGUGCAUAGACAUGGUUCUGGCCGUAGUCGGCUCUUUGUGGUCUCUAACGUGACAAUCACACUCUGACCCAAACCAAACCAGACCAGGGUGACCGAGGCAGGACCAGGCCGACGCAACUCUGGCUCUAUUUGCCGGGUCGCUACCAGAGAACUCGCGGCUGCGUUCCCUUACAACACCCAGCCCCUCUCUGAGGAUGUACCAAAGCUACACACACACAUAUAUCCACAACUGCAUACACUUUGACAUGCACACACACAUUUUCACACGCAUUUCAUAUGAAAGCUGUGUGGGCUGGGUGCUGUAAAGGAACAAAGGAAUCCAUUGCUACAGUAUGUGGUCAGUGUGUGUUUUGAUGUGCUGUGUAACCAUAAUCUCAUCAGUAUAGUACGUGUAUGUAAUUAGAGCUUUAGACUAGAGAAGCUGUGUGCUGUUGUCUGCUAUAAUCCUGGACCACCUAGUUAACAGAGAUCAUUGAUUGGGGUCCUCUGGUUUUUGGCUUAGUAAUGUACAGUAUUCAUGUAUCAUAGUCACCUCCUGUCUCCAGUUUUACAAAAACCCUUUGGUCCCCUGUCAGAAGGGGCGUAGCUUCCAAUCGCUGAGGUGUGCGCUUCCCUGAGGUGGCCUGUAAGAGGCGGGGCUUUUUUGGAGCCAUUUGGGCGCCAAGCUCGGAAUGUAGGGCAACCCCCAGCCACCUUAAAAAAUUACCCCCUCUCCCUAAAAAAAUCACAAUGUGCCCCGGCUCUCACAGGCAAACCCAGUCGCACCCUAAAGGGCUAUCAGCUGAAGUCACUUUUUAAAAUGUUGCUAGUGUUAGUUGUGUUUCUGAGCACCAGAGGGCCCUACAGAGCAACAGCAUGACAGAGAAUAAGCUAUGACUGGUUUUCUUUUUCAUGCAAGGAAAAACGUAGAAAGAUUUUGGCCUGAAAAAUAGUGAAUGAAUGUUUAUGGAAAAAGAAUGUCAUUUUGUUUAAGCUGGAGAGAUUAAUUGUUGAAUUGUUUGAACUAUCCAAUUAGCAUAAUAGUUUGAAAAGAAAAUCCUGACAUGUGGAAAGGAGAGAUUAUGAGAGGAUAUUGGACAGUCAGAACAAACACCUCAGUCACUCCUCACAGAACCUCAUCCAUGAAUUAAAUGAGUUUGUAUACAAUCAUCUUUCAGUGUGUUUUUAUUCUUCACUGCACUAGUUUCUGCCUUCUACACUUUGUUUUCCGCCUACACAACUUCUACCCAAACUGCCUGGGGGGGCUCCUGAAUGUAUUUUGUCCCUUUUUUGAAGUGCUGUACAGUAUUGUCAACCUAUGCCUCAUCCUCGCAGAACCCCCUCACUUCUGUCCCUGGCCCCACAUCUUCACUCUGUACAUGAAAACACAGCCCCUUCCUGCUCCCUUUUCAAGGCUUAUAAAUAGUGAAGUUCGGUAGCGAUUUGUUAAAGUCGACAGCUCCUAUAAGCUGGCACUGGAUCAGUUUGGUUGUAUAGACCUUGGUCCUCCUUGCACUUGUAGAUACUUUUUAUUUAUAGAGCAGGUUACCCAAACCAAACACUAACACUACUGUAUUGUGAAAAAUCUUUGACAUAUUUCUGUUCCUCUUCCCUUGGAGUUUCUCUUUUUUAUAGGCAACAAUAGGGUGUAACCUCAUCUUGGUAUAAUGAUAUUGGUUCAUGUGUACUACUACUAUUCUUCUUCUUAACUGCCAUUAUGAUUGAUUUGUAUUGAGCAAUAAGUUCUUUUUUUCUUGUUUGGAUUGUUUCAUAUUGUGGGAGUCUUCCCUAUGAGCUUGUUUCUAUUCACAACAGUAGAUGGACUCUUACCUGCUUUGUUGUCAUUCAAAUGUGUACUGUAAAGUUGAAAUAUAUUAUAUAUAAAUACAUAUACAAAGUAAGCUGUCUCUGUCCAUGUACUGAUCAAGUAACAAGUGAGAAAUAAAGACUUUAUGUCAGAAUUUGAAAA
This is a messenger RNA of Thunnus maccoyii (southern bluefin tuna), 5510 nucleotides long. It is a transcript of the gene ndrg4, whose product is annotated as NDRG family member 4. The record is from RefSeq and is a predicted model, not a curated record. Lineage: Eukaryota; Metazoa; Chordata; Actinopteri; Scombriformes; Scombridae. Gene Ontology annotation, cellular component: cytoplasm. The transcript is spliced from 18 exons. Gene Ontology annotation, biological process: positive regulation of ERK1 and ERK2 cascade; brain development; signal transduction. Bases 147 to 1469 code for a protein of 440 amino acids.